AUGCCGGAGAAAAAUCGCCGUUUGAUGGAUCUCAGGGCCACAUUCUUCACGGCCGUCGUGUUCCUCUCAUCUCCCGUUAUGAUCAAUGCCGCACGUUCUCCAGUCGAAAAGCUCAACGAGGAUCCCAUUAAGUGCACACCUUGUAUCCAAAACCCGCCACCACCUCCUCCUUCUUGUUCCUCGCCGCCUCCGCCGUCACCGCCACCUCCUUCUCCACCACCUCCUCCGAAAAUGUCCUACUGCCCACCGCCGCCAAAGCAGGAGGCCUACUCCCCUCCCCCGCCACCUCCGCCUACUUAUGAAAACGCGUCUCCACCGGGAGACUUGUACCCUGUUGACCAUGACUUCGGCGGGGCGGCUGCUGGAGAAGUCUUCACUAGCAUUAAGCUGGUUGCGCUAGGAGUUAUCGGUUUCAUGGUUCUUUGA
This is a messenger RNA of Eruca vesicaria subsp. sativa (arugula), 426 nucleotides long. NCBI's taxonomy places the organism in Eukaryota, Viridiplantae, Streptophyta, Magnoliopsida, Brassicales, Brassicaceae. The record is from the annotation of a GenBank genome assembly.